Plasmodium cynomolgi strain B is the source of this 567-nucleotide messenger RNA. Its product is annotated as HAM1 domain containing protein. Bases 1 to 567 code for a protein of 188 amino acids. Gene Ontology annotation, cellular component: cytoplasm. The record is from RefSeq and is a predicted model, not a curated record. NCBI's taxonomy places the organism in Eukaryota, Apicomplexa, Aconoidasida, Haemosporida, Plasmodiidae. The transcript has 7 exons. Gene Ontology annotation, molecular function: nucleoside triphosphate diphosphatase activity. Gene Ontology annotation, biological process: nucleoside triphosphate catabolic process.
AUGGAGAUCUACCUCGUCACGGGCAACAAAAACAAAAGAAUGGAGUUCCAGCGGCACAUGAAUGGAGAGUUGGAGGUUCACUUCGCCGACAUUGACUUGAUCGAGAUGCAGUCUAACGAUAUCGUAAAGAUAAACGAGUACAAGGCCAAGAGUGCUCAUGAAAUCCUGAGCAGUGAUGUCUCAGGGGAGAGUCAAGCAAGAAGGAUGCUUGUCAUUACCGACGACACAGGACUCUAUAUGGAUUGCUUGGGUUCUUUUCCGGGCCCAUACAUCAAGUGGAUGCAAAAAAGUUUGGGCUCGCAAGGAAUCGUAAACGUGGCCACGAAACUGCAGAAUGACAAGUGCCACGCGAUCUGCGUGUACUCCGUGUACGACGGGAAGGAGGUGCACUCCUUCGAGGGCGUCACUCAGGGACGAAUUGCCGGUCCCCGAGGGUCGACUGACUUCGGCUGCAAAACGUUCAGCGAAAUGACCUUCGACGAGAAGAAGGGAUCCUCCCCGCGUUUCAAGGCCUUCCUGCAGCUGAAGGCCUUCCUGCUGGAGGAAUUGAACAAGCAGAGCGCGUAG